Drosophila miranda is the source of this 2005-nucleotide messenger RNA. Its product is annotated as kinesin-like protein Klp61F. The record is from RefSeq and is a predicted model, not a curated record. The transcript is spliced from 4 exons. The coding region runs from base 1 to 1017 and encodes 338 amino acids. Gene Ontology annotation, biological process: microtubule-based movement; mitotic spindle assembly. Gene Ontology annotation, molecular function: plus-end-directed microtubule motor activity; ATP binding; microtubule binding. Gene Ontology annotation, cellular component: nucleus; spindle microtubule. Lineage: Eukaryota; Metazoa; Arthropoda; Insecta; Diptera; Drosophilidae.
AUGGACACAACGAACAACGUACGCCUGCAACUUCAGCAGCAGCAGGCACGCAAAUCGAAUCAAAACAUUCAGGUCUAUGUGCGCGUUAGGCCGCUGAAUGCACGCGAGCGAUGCAUACGCUAUGCAGAGGUUGUGGAUGUGCUCAAUUCACGCGAGAUCCUCACACGCCACACCCUCGACUCGAAGUUGACGAAGAAGUUUACGUUUGAUCGGAGCUUCGGCCCCGAGUCCAAGCAAUGCGAUGUCUAUGCGGUGGUGGUGUCGCCCCUGAUCGAAGUGGUGCUAAGCGGCUACAAUUGCACGGUGUUCGCGUACGGACAGACGGGUACUGGCAAGACGCACACGAUGGUGGGGAAUGAGACCGCGGAGUUGAAGUCCUCUUGGGAAGAUGACUCUGAUGUGGGCAUCAUACCGCGUGCCUUGAGUCACCUUUUCGACGAACUCCGCAUGAUCGAAGUUGAGUUUACGAUGCGCAUCUCCUACGUGGAGCUGUACAACGAGGAGCUGUGCGACCUCCUCUCCACCGAUGACUCCACAAAGAUACGCAUCUUCGACGACAGCACAAAGAAGGGUUCGGUGAUCAUCCAGGGCCUCGAGGAGAUCACUGUCCAGAGCAAGGACGCGACCACCCUGAUGAACGCGCAGUCCUCGCGCAGCCACACCGUCUUCUCCAUAGUGGUGCACAUUCGUGAGAACGGCAUCGAUGGCGAGGAUAUGCUGAAGAUCGGAAAACUCAAUCUGGUGGAUCUGGCGGGCAGCGAGAACGUCUCCAAGGCGGGCAACGAGAAGGGGAUACGCGUGCGCGAGACGGUCAAAAUCAACCAGAGCCUCCUGACGCUGGGCCGUGUGAUUACCGCUCUGGUGGAUCGGGCCCCCCAUGUCCCGUACCGCGAAUCGAAGCUGACGCGCCUGCUGCAGGAGUCGCUGGGCGGCCGGACAAAGACCUCGAUCAAUGCCACCAUCUCGCCAGGGCACAAGGACAUUGACGAGAUAAGCCAGAAGUCAAUCAGAAGCUAACCAAGAAAACGGUCCUCAAGGAGUACACCGAGGAGAUUGGCAAACUGAAGCGAGAUCUCCUCGCAGCGCGAGACAAGAAUGGCAUCUAGAGCUCAACGAGAAGAUGUUGCUGCUGAAGGCCCUCAAAGAUGAGCUGCAGUCGAAGGAGAAGACCUUCAACGAGGUGAGCCUGAGUCUCGUGGAGAAGACCCAGGAGCUGAAGAAAACGGAGCAGCACCUAACCGACACCAAGGGGAGUCUACUACAAGGAGAAGAAACAGCUGGUGGCCUCGCACAUGAAAACGGAGGAGACGCUCACGACGCAGGCGCACAAAAUCCUGACCGUGGCAGAUUUGGCCACCAAUGAAACGGAGCAGCUUAAUGGCACCAUCGAACGGCGAAGGGACACCGAUGAAAAUAUACGCAGUGCCUGCGAUCAGUUCAAGGAUCGCAUGCAGGACAAUCUGGAGCAGCAAUCUCCAAGCAGCAUCUGAGCCAGGAAUUGGUACCCGUCUGUCCGUACGCGAACACCGUGCAAUUGUAGCCGCUUAGCACCUCUUCGAUCAGGGGCGACACCACCACCGCAUAGACAUCGCAUUGCUUGGACUCGGGGCCGAAGCUCCGAUCAAACGUAAACUUCUUCGUCAACUUCGAGUCGAGGGUGUGGCGUGAGGAUCUCGCGUGGAUUGAGCACAUCCACAACCUCUGCGGAGCGUAUGCAUCGCUUGCGUGCAUUCAGCGGCCUGCAGGGAUGGAAAUCGUACUUAUUGGGCGAUCUACUACCCGUAGAUGGGGCACUCACCUAACGCGCACAUAGACCUGAAUGUUUUGAUUCGAUUUGCGUGCCUGCUGCUGCUGAAGUUGCAGGCGUACGUUGUUCGAUGUGUCCAUUUUACAGCACAAAACUCAAAAUUCACUUUUUAGCGCGUAAAAAUGAUGCCACCCAAAAUAUGGUGUGAAACUUUUGUUUCCAGCACUUGGAAAUGUACACGUUUACUCUUUUCAACUU